Cylicocyclus nassatus is the source of this 237-nucleotide messenger RNA. The record is from the annotation of a GenBank genome assembly. Lineage: Eukaryota; Metazoa; Nematoda; Chromadorea; Rhabditida; Strongylidae.
AUGCAAGCUGAAUCCACACCGAAGUCUCAAGCUAUACAAAGUUUCGGUGCUAGUAAAGAAGCGAAGCAAGGUACUUCACGAACGGCUACGCCAAAAGCAACAACGUCUACUUGCUACAUGCAGCUUGGAGACGAGGCUUUCAAAGGUGGACCAGUGGAUACAGUGUUCAAAACUGCACCAAAUGUCGAACUUAUCUUCUGUUAUGAAAUGGAUGAUCAAGCACCGGGAUACUAUUAA